Neodiprion fabricii is the source of this 639-nucleotide messenger RNA. RefSeq lists its product as uncharacterized. Lineage: Eukaryota; Metazoa; Arthropoda; Insecta; Hymenoptera; Diprionidae. Bases 97 to 639 code for a protein of 180 amino acids. The record is from RefSeq and is a predicted model, not a curated record. The transcript is spliced from 5 exons.
UCACGAGGGCAUGUUCCCUCGGCUACGCAUGCGUGGAAUGGAGAGAACUGUAAAGGAGCGCCGACCUAGACUCGGAAUUUCUGCAACAAUGCCGCUAUGAAUUCUGCCAGGGAUAAAUUGGAUUCCAUAAACGCGAAGAAUCGAGCCUCGCGAUCAACAGGUGGGUCCGACACCCUCGUGACCGGCUGUCUUCCGGGGAACAGGAAACGACCGGAGGAGACUCGAGAGACGUCGAUAUCCGAGAGGCGAUAUUUUGUAUGUAAUACGGAGGUACGGACGAGGUAUUCCGGGAAGGUGUUCAAUCAACGAUCGUUUAGUGGGUCAUCGACUAUCGAGGCAAUCGUACGCCGACGGUCCCCGCGAGUGCGUGGAUCAUCACCGGUGAUUACAGAGGUACCCACGCGGGUGUUCCUUACGCUGAGGCGUAGAAGGGGGCAAGGAGCGGAGAGAAGAGGAGAGGAGAGGGGGGGAGGGCGUUCCUCCUCCUACCCCUCCUGCCCUCCCUACCCCAUCCACCGGACCCGUGCAGUAAUGAAUUCCACCCUCGAUAUAAACGUAAUGACCACCUCGGGGCCCAGACGUGGGCGCUGGCCGGCAGUUAUGCCUAUACGUGCCUUGAGACGCUGCCCUACAAGGUAG